AUGGACGAACCGGAAACAUCGAAAUCCUCCGGCCAAAAUGGCUUUGCAGAAACGUCGAGCAUUACCCCAAUGGACAGCGUGAUCGCUUCCUCAUCCGGCGAUCAUCACUGGUACACUGUCAACCACCACCGGCCCACGUUUUGCAACUUUUGCCGCGGAAAGCUGAGCGGGGUGCCGUGGCACGGCCUUGGGUGUGAAGUAUGCAAAGUGAAAGCCCAUAAGCACUGCGCCGAGCGGAUACGAGAGCCCUGUAAAUGGACCGUGGAUGCCAGUAUACCCCCACAAUUGCAAUAUGUUAACCCGGAGAACACCCUAAUGCCGCAUCAAUUCGUCGAAGGCAACCUGCCAAUGUCAUCAAAAUGCGUAGUAUGCGAGAAAGUUUGCGGUUCGGUGCUGAAGUUGCAGGACUGGCGAUGCUUAUGGUGUUCCUGUUGUGUCCACGACGCCUGCCUAUCCCAACUGGCUCGAGGGUGCUCACUCGGAAAUUGGGCAUUAUCUGUACUACCGCCACUUGCCAUCAGAACCGUUGAGAAGGAGGGCCAAGUGAGCUUACGAGCCGACGCCUACGGUGGUGACUGUGGAGGCGGCUCCCCGUUGCUGGUUCUCGUGAAUAGUAAAUCCGGUGAUAAUCAAGGUCAACGCAUGAUCCGAAAAUUCCGAAGAUUACUGAACCCGGUGCAAGUAUUUGACAUCUGCCUAAGCGGUCCGGCUCCGGCGCUGACCUUCUUCAACAGCUUCGACUCGUUUCGGGUGCUGGUCUGUGGCGGGGACGGGACUGUUGGCUGGGUGUUGAGCACCUGCGACAGGUUGAAUAUGCUUGGAAAGUGUCACAUGGCCAUCCUCCCCCUUGGAACCGGAAAUGACCUAGCAAGAGUCCUGGGCUGGGGCCACGCCUUCUAUGAUGACAACCAACUACCUCAACUUGUUCGGACGUUUGAAAGAGCGCAUACAACGAUGUUAGAUCGGUGGAGUGUAUAUGCAAUGGAUGAGGUGCUCUACGAUGCUGUAAGAAACUUUGAAAAGCGGCUGGCUGAACGGGUUGAAGAUGUGCUGAGUGCCGAGCAGCCGAAGAAGGUCAUCGAGUCCUCGAAAAAGCUCUGCAUCACCGCCAAGGAGCUGAUCGAAAAAGUAGCAGCGACGUAUGGCCAAGUCGAGGAAUGGGAAGCACAAGCCGGGACCCCGACUGAUGAUCCAAUUUCUCAGACAUGCUCGACCUUCCUAGCCAAACUCGACUCCCUGAUGAAAGAGCUCCCAGAAUCGCCGACAUUAGACGAAAGUGGUUUUGAGCAGGACAAUGAUGAUGAGAGUCAACGAGACAGUGAUGACGAGCGGAUGAGAAGAGAAUCACUGGUCGGAAGGGCGAACAGCUUGAAGAAGGCGCUUCGGGAGAUGAUGGAAGUGGCAGAGCGGGGGAUCGAUAACUAUUCUGAUGCCAAGGCCUCCACAAAACGAGAGCGAUUCCGGAAAAAGCGGAGUAAAACGACGCCCUCGGCUUUGAAACAUGAGCACGAGCAUUUGACGAUGAAGCUGGAGAGUAUGAGCAUCGGAAUCCAACCUCCUACCCCGGCCGCAAACUCCCGAGAACAAUCCACCCUCUGGCCAGAAGACUAUAAAGAUGCAAAACAUUUGGUGGACCGACCAGAGCCAGAGGAAGAUGAUGGAAAUAUAGAAAGACCAGACCGCCUCUUCAAGCCCUCCUCAGAAGGCCAUCUGUACACCCAGGCGGGCAGCGAGAUCAAGAUGAGCCACUCGGAUAGCAGUAUCUAUGAUUUUUCAGAACACUCCACUGAUGUACCGUCGACAUCUACUGCCAUUUUGACGCCUAGAACACCAGGGACUGUCGCGUGGAACAACCGGAUAAAGGGCAAGAAGAGAUCGGUGGCUGAGGCGCCGGCGCAGAGAAAUGGUUUUCCUCUUGGAAUGAGAGGCUCCUCGCUGAUCGCCGAACUCCUGCUCCUCAACGCCAAAGUGCUCGGAUUUGCCAACGCGGGGCAUGGAGUGGGCACCAGAGACCAAUUCAAAGAGCUGAAGGUGAUGAACAACUACUUUGGGAUCGGGCUGGACGCCAAGAUCGCGCUCGAUUUCCAUAAUAAACGGGAAGAAGGCGGUCCGGAUAAGACACGAAGCCGCUCGAAACUCCUAUUUUGGUACGGGAUGCUGGGUGGGAAAGAGCUGAUGCACAGAACCUACAAGAAUUUGGAGCAGCGGAUACGACUGGAAUGUGAUGGAAAACUGCUAGAACUUCCAAAUUUACAAGGAAUCGUCAUCCUGAAUAUUCCAUCCUACUCCGGCGGCGCCAACUUUUGGGGCAACGCCCGGGACGAUACCUUUAAAGUGCAGUCGUACGAUGAUAAGUUAUUGGAGGUCGUCGCCCUAUUCGGAGUUAUCCACGUCGCAACAUCGAGAGUUCCAAACAUGGUCCGGUUGCAAAAUCACCGCCUAGCCCAGUGUAGAAGCGUGAAGAUCACCAUCAUCGGAGACGAGCCACUUCCGGUCCAAGUCGACGGCGAGCCCUGGUCCCAACCGCCAGGUGUCCUAAUGAUCCAGCAUAAGAACAGGGCCCAGCUUUUUGGUCCGAACCCGGCCUUUGAAGCCUGUCUAAAGAAAUGGGACACGAAACGGGAAAAGUCGACAGCCCCAAGCACACCAACUGCUUUGGCGGUUGAAGAGGCACCGUUUACGAGGAGAGCAGCCGAACUCGUCCAACUCGUCGAAUCCGAACUCGCCUGCCUUGGCGUUUCCCAAGCAUUUUUGUCAGCGCUGGAAAACGCCUCGACCGCCGUGCAACGCCUGGAUGAAGCCAGCUAUCGUAACGCUAUGAGGCUGACAAAUUGCCAUAUUUUGGGAUGCCGGAAAAGGACCGGUGAUGCGGCAUCGUUUGCAAAU
Messenger RNA from Mesorhabditis spiculigera, 2886 nucleotides. Lineage: Eukaryota; Metazoa; Nematoda; Chromadorea; Rhabditida; Rhabditidae. The record is from the annotation of a GenBank genome assembly.